This is a messenger RNA of Psylliodes chrysocephalus, 1601 nucleotides long. Lineage: Eukaryota; Metazoa; Arthropoda; Insecta; Coleoptera; Chrysomelidae. The record is from the annotation of a GenBank genome assembly.
GUAAUAAGUGUAUUGUUAGAUCAAGAUGGUUCAAAAGUCUAUUGAAAAUAACGAAACUUCACCACUUAAUGAAAUUAAAUAUGUUCCAGUGGAUAACAAAAAUGUUGGCGAACUUAAACCUCUACAAGAAAUCAAACGGCCUGAUACACUGUACUUAUUUUUUUCAGUAAUGGCAAGUUUAACUUUAAUGUUAGUAACAGGAUCAACCUGGGCAUGGACGGCUCCGGCUUUAAUUAAAUUAUUGUCAAACGACACUGAAGUUAAUCCAUUAGGAAAACCAAUAACCACACUAGAAAUAUCUAUGUUAGUGUCUAUACCAGCCCUAACAUCUGUAAUGGGAUCUCUAUUACCACUUACGUCAGAUGUAUUGGGACGAAAGAAGAGUAUGUUAUAUAUGACACUUGGAUCUUUUCUAAGUCAAAUUGGUUUAGCGUUUAGUACGAAUAUACCCGCAAUGAUAAUUUGUUCAUCAGUUUUUGGUAUUUUUAUAUCUGGACAAUUAAUAAUUCUACAAAUAUACAUAACAGAAAUUUGCGAAGACCAUAAUAGAGCAAAAUACGGUUGCAUAAUGUCGUUUUUCCUUCCAAUAGGUGAACUUUAUACUUAUAUUCUUGGACCUCUGUUCAGUUUCAAAUAUUUUACACUCCUGGUAAAUCUGCCAUUCAUUUUCUUUUUACUGUUCGUUUUUGCUCCAGAAAGUCCAAUGUUUUUGCUUUCAAAGGGAAGAAAAGAAGAAUGUAUUAAAAUAUUAAAAAAAUUAAGGAGUAAUAAAACGAAUGCGGAAAUUGAUAUUGACUAUUAUAAAAUAAGUCAAAGCUUACAUAGUGGUAAUGACGAUACUCAAAGCAAUUUCUUCACUGUUUUUCAAACGAAAGAAGGAAGAAUUGGAAUGUUUUUGGCUAUUUUUCCAAUACUUGGGCAGUGUUUUUCAGGUGUUCCUAUUAUAAUGCUUAUUAUUGCUCCAAUUUUCGAUGAAGCUGGAACUAGUCUUUCCGGUGAACAUUUUGCAAUUAUAGCUGGUAUAUUUAAAGUGUGCGUUUCCACAAUUACAUCACUAUUGGUCGAAAAAACUGGAAGAAGGCCAAUGUUACUAUUAUCGUCUGCAGGAAGUGGAAUAGCAAUAUCAUUCUUAGGAAUUUUCUUUUAUUUAAAACACAUUAAUUCACCUCUGGUAAUAUAUAUUCAAUGGUUACCAUUAGUAUCCUUACUUUUUUAUUUUUUCUUCUUUGCCUUGGGAUUGGGUCCUUUACCUUCUGCUGUGAUGGGUGAGCUCUUUCCAACUGAUAUUCGAUCAUCUGCUACUUCAAUUAUAAGUUCAAUUAGUUGCGUGAUUUUUGCAGGUUACAUGUUUCUUUUUCCACUAUUCGCUGAUUUAGUUGGACUAUAUUGGGUUAUGUGGACAUUCGGUAUAUCUUGUCUUGGAACUACCCUACUUGUUUAUGUUUUCUUGCCGGAGAUAAAGGGAAAGAGUAUUCAUGAAAUACAAGAAUUGUUAAAAAAUUACUAAUAAAAUGUGUUCAUAUUUAUUACUGUUUUAAUUUCGUAUCAUUUUAAAGUAUCAAACAUUUUCACACAGCAGUCACAUUAUUAAAACAGUGAUA